Polyodon spathula (Mississippi paddlefish) is the source of this 652-nucleotide messenger RNA. RefSeq names its product mitochondrial ribosomal protein S17 (gene mrps17). Gene Ontology annotation, cellular component: ribosome; mitochondrial small ribosomal subunit. NCBI's taxonomy places the organism in Eukaryota, Metazoa, Chordata, Actinopteri, Acipenseriformes, Polyodontidae. The transcript is spliced from 3 exons. Gene Ontology annotation, biological process: mitochondrial translation. The record is from RefSeq and is a predicted model, not a curated record. The coding region runs from base 134 to 565 and encodes 143 amino acids. Gene Ontology annotation, molecular function: structural constituent of ribosome.
UCAGCGCGAGACAGAUCAACCAAAGCGGCAUGGGAGGCAAGAACUGACCUUCAUUCCACUCUAUUCAUUAUAAUUCUUUAUUAUCUGCAUUACCUGUAAAGACACUUACUGAGCAGGUUCAGAAAUCUUCGUUAUGUCUGUAAAGAGUGCGUCAGUCCAUGCCAAGUGGAUCGUAGGAAAGGUUAUUGGUACCAAAAUGCAGAAAACUGCCAAAGUCAGAGUCACCAGACUCGUUCUGGAUCAAUAUCUUCUCAAGUAUUACAACAAAAGGAAGACCUACUUUGCACAUGACCCACUUGAACAGUGCACUGUAGGAGAUGUUGUUCUUUUAAAAGCUCUACCAGAAAGGCGGGCAAAACAUGUAACCCACGAACUGGCUGAAGUUGUGUAUAAAGUAGGAAACGUCAUAGAUCCUCUGACAGGGAAGCAGGUUGCUGGAAGCUUGUUCCGAGAACCUCUCACAGACUCGAUGGAGAAUCCUGCUGGAUCUUUAACAGAGAAGCUACAGGAAUUAAACAUCACAGCUGCAACCAGUGAAACCCUACAGAGACCCUCUGAAGUCUAAAUUGCUUCUGAAAAUUAACUCUUUUUGUACUCUGUGUAAACUCAAUAUUUUCUGUGUAUUCUGUUUAAUAAAAAUAAAUGUUAUAUU